Messenger RNA from Mercenaria mercenaria, 2432 nucleotides. Its product is annotated as E3 ubiquitin-protein ligase TRIM33-like. Bases 1454 to 2383 code for a protein of 309 amino acids. Gene Ontology annotation, molecular function: ubiquitin-protein transferase activity; zinc ion binding. Gene Ontology annotation, cellular component: chromatin; nucleoplasm. Gene Ontology annotation, biological process: positive regulation of DNA-templated transcription. Lineage: Eukaryota; Metazoa; Mollusca; Bivalvia; Venerida; Veneridae. The record is from RefSeq and is a predicted model, not a curated record. The transcript is spliced from 2 exons.
UCAUAUUUUCCAGAUCAUAUGACAUGUUGGUUAUGUCUCUCUCAUUGCUGCUUUCCGAUGUUUUUAUCUCUUUGGGUAUAUAUAUCAAUUGGUCUCGUGAGUACUUUGAUUAUACUUACUGGUCUUGCGAGUACUUUGAUUUUAUUUGUGGUCAUGUGAUUAUCAGAAGUGUAUGACGUCGUUCUCCCAGGUAGUUUGAGUAAAGGAACUGUUGUGCAGAACUGUGGUUGACGAAUGUUUUAUUUCUGCCACUUCUUUAUCUGCUUGCCUUGAAAAUGCAUUUCAUGCAUUUACUAUAGCUUUAAGAGGUAACUUUGCAAUGGCUGGAAUGAUUAUUUAUUAUUCAGUUUUGGUGCUAUUUAAUGAUUUAGCGCGCUGUCUUUGUGUUCCAAAAUGGCGGUCAAAACUUCUGAACUUCUAUUUAUAACAUGCAAGUAUUAAUAUCUAAAUCAUUGUUCACAGUAUCAGCAUCACGUGUGGCAGAUGUGUGGAGAGAAACUGUGCAGACCAGUGUCACUGUGUGUAUAAAGGAUUAAGAUCCCCUAGAUCUUGCCUGGAAUGUAUACAUCACCUUAACAGACAUCUGAAGAAAUAUAUACCAUAUGAACUGAUAGAAGAAGUGUUGUUAUACUUGUAUACUUUGUGAGUGUUUGAUAAUGACAAAGGGACAGAAGUACAACAGAUACAUGAAAGUUUUAUUUGAAUUUAUCUCAUAUUCGCAACAAAAUCAGCAUUUAAACCCAAUUCGGCAGCUGUGACAACUUCAUCGAAAAUUUCCACUACUAUUUUGGUCUUUCGAGUGUUUGACGCGAGUGGAGAUAUUGCCCAUAUGAAAAAUAACUCAGUAUUUCCUAGGAUCGUGUCAAAUUAGUUGGACCUGUCGUCUGCCAAAUGAAUAGCAAACUGCGUGGCUUGCAAAAUAGUCGUGUCAUUACCACCUUUAUGAAAACGUUUUAUAACUUCACUAAAUUCAGUUGCCAAGUUGCCAUGACCUAAUAUCUAGGAAAUCUGUAAAUAAUCAGGUUUUGAUAGACCUUCUCGCAGAAGCAUCUUUAAUUUGGUGUUAAUCUGAAUUACGAUAAUAACAUUAAGUAAAGUAUAUACGCAAUUUCUUAUAAUGAUAGGCCUGAAGAAGAACUUUAUUUGUAAUAUAUUGAUUAAAUUCUCGCCACAUGAAUCAGAGGUUGAGGACGAACGCCAUUAGAUUUGUUGCCUUCUUUUAACCAUCGCUGGAUACAAACAUGUGCUGAUGUUAGUGUAUUGUUCGAAUCUUGUAUAAUGUAGAAAUAUCUUACUGACACUGAUUUACAUAUGCUGAAAUUAAACACGAGGGUUUUCUAUGAUAGAAAAAAUGCGUUUUCAUUUCAGGUAAAAAGAAAAGUGCUUAAGAUGGUUCUGUAAACACAAAUUCCACAGAUUUAGGUCUACAUUUAAAAGCAUAUGGUCGAACAAAAUGUCUGUCAGUAACUUACUUUCUUGUGAGCCUUGCAGAUAUCGAGGUUUAACCUCGUCAGCUGUGAAGUACUGUAAAUCUUGUCAAGAGCAAUUAUGUAAAGACUGUGUAGAUUUUCAUAAAUCGUUCAAAGUAACACGAGAUCAUUUAUUGGUUAAUACGGAAGAUCAGAAUUUUCUUAAACUAUGCCUGAAUGUGGAAAACCUUCGAAUAUGUAAAGAACAUUUAAACAAGCAAACUGAGUUCUACUGUUUGACUCAUAAUGCAUUUCUGUGCAGUUUGUGUUUGCUUAAAUCUGAACAACACAGGAACUGUAUCAGUGAAAUUGUUGAAAUUGAAUGUGUUGGUAAAUCAUUAAUUGGCAGUAAAUUUACAGACACUGCUAGAGGAGAAUUUCGAAAUAUGAUUGUAAGUGCUCGUCACAUUGUUAAUGGAAUGACUGAAGCUAAGGACACAACAAGUAAGAGUGUCGAAGCCAUCAAAUCUGAAGCAGAUGCCCUUCGUCGUAAAGUUUUUGAAGUGCUUGAUGAACAAAUCCAGAAAAUUGUCAAAAAAGCAGCUACGGUUAAUAAGGAGAAUAAUGAUACGUAUGCAAAAACAAUUGAAAACCUGGAGAAAGUAAUUAAAGAGGCUGAGGACAAUGAAAAAAUAUCUGAAACCAUUUUACAGUCAGGAACACCAGCAGAUGUCUUCAGAUGCUUGAUUUCUGUCCUUCAACAAAUGGGGGAUUUUAAAAUUGAGACAGAUCAACUCAGUAAAGGUAACUACAAAAAAGAAAUUGUUACCAUGGUAAAAUCAGAUUUGAUGAAACAGUUAGAAACACAUGAAAAACCUUUAAUUGAUUUUCAUGUACGCUCGUCAAAGAUCACAUUCUGUCCUGCAUUUCCAAAUGGAGGUAUUAAGAACACAACUUACUGCAUUACUGAAUGAAAACCGACAAAGUGUAGUAACUGAAGAUGUAAAACAAAAAGGUAAAGUA